AUGAAGCCCAACUAUCGACCUUUGUGUUCUUUUCUCAUACUAUUGCUGCCUGCGUUUUUGUACACAGCAGAGAUCAAUGCACAGAGCGAAGGCAUUAUAGUUGCUCCUGGCAAAAGAUCGCAACCAGAUGUGGUUCCUUUGGGGGAGUUUGUUUACUUAGAAUCAGAUCUCAUUCGUGAUACCGCCCCAUCUGACGAUAUUUUUCAUGCAGUAGCUCCAAAUAAAGAAGUAUAUACAUAUUCCCAUUCACCUGAUAGGGACGCUGAAGAAGAAAAUAUACCAAACAUCGACGGCUAUGUGCCUUCUCAUACCCCUCAAGCAGAUGUAGAUACCGCAGCAACAGCAGAAGAUGCUCCAACACAGGCGUCUUCUCUAGAAGAGCAAAACACCAAAGAGGCAGCAGAAGAGAGCGAUCCCCUCAUAGCAGAAUUGGAAGAGGGAUCAACAGACCUACCUCCUCAAAAUGAAAUUACUACUGUUCCUAAUGCUAUAAAUGUAGACCAGAAACCCGAAAACUUUCCCUUGAAGCCAGAUUCAAUUAGCAUGGAAGAUGAACCCAGUAAUCUCCCUAUAAUGCCACAGAAGAAUCCUGAAUUAGAGGAAAAAAAACCAGGCGAUAUUCCCCAGCAAGUUGAGCUAGACAGUACACCUUCUGAUGCAGAGCCCAAACAAGUACCAGGAACUCCGCCAGAUACGCAAUUUGAAAUAGAAACCACCACACCAUCCUUUCCUCCACUUCCCAUACCCUCUGAGGAACACAACGAAGAUAUAGCCCCCAGUGCUACACCAGAUGACAUGCGUCCAGAACCUAUUGAAGAACCUGUUGAGGAAACCCAACCAGAAUUUACCCCAGAGUUCAAUGAAGAUAUAGCCCCCAGUGCUACACCAGAUGACAUGCGUCCAGAACCUAUUGAAGAACCUGUUGAGGAAACCCAACCAGAAUUUACCCCAGAGUUCAACGAGGCACCUGAAACACUAGAUGUACCAAGUGCAGAAGAAGUAGUACCUGAGCUUAUUAUAGACACUAGCCCCAAGAUUGAAGAAUCCUCCCCCGAACCCACAGUAGAAGAAAGUAGCCCUGAAGUAAUCGAAGAAGAGCAGCCUACAGAAGCACCUGAGGAGGCACCUGAACCUACGCAGGCAAUAGAACAAGACAUAGAAGAUCCAACUGCAUUUGAAGAGACAAGCAGCAUAGAACAGUUAGCUACACUAGGUGCUAAACGUUUUAUUCAAGUACUUAGCAAUAAAAGUUAUGCUGCUAUAGAAGAUGCUGCGAAGCAAGAGAUUUUAAGAGCUAAAGAGCAGAAUUCACAAUUAUCAAUAUAUAAGCAAGAGGGUUCAGAUUUUUAUAGAUUGCUGAUAGGACCGCUACGUCAUGAAGAAUUAGGGGUAGAAUUGCUUUAUUGGAGAAAGCAUGGAUUUCUAGAUGCAUAUGUUAUCUAUGGGGAUAAAUAA
This is a messenger RNA of Ylistrum balloti, 1455 nucleotides long. RefSeq names its product probable serine/threonine-protein kinase kinX. The transcript has a single exon. The coding region runs from base 1 to 1455 and encodes 484 amino acids. NCBI's taxonomy places the organism in Eukaryota, Metazoa, Mollusca, Bivalvia, Pectinida, Pectinidae. The record is from RefSeq and is a predicted model, not a curated record.